CUGACCUUUUCCGUUGGUUCUUUCUUGCAAGCAGCCAUGGUGCCUUGCCGUCAGUGAGUGGAGCCAUGGCAAAGUCAGAGAGGAUUCCAGGGCAAGAUUGGCACAGCGACAAGGAUCCUGGUGUUCCCAACUACUACUUUCUGAGGACAAGCAAACCGCUAAGGCCAAAACGACUGGCGAGGAGCGAGAGUGGUCCUCAUUUGAGUACGGCCCCUGUGGAAAACCAGCGCGUGCUUUGCCACGCGGGGCGGAGCACGUUGCGGAAGCCACUGAGCCUUGCGAGCCUGGCAGAGGAUCUGGCACCAGCUUUCCACAGUGAGUCAGUUGAGGAGCUGCCGCCUGGCAUCUACGAGUGCCGGUCAAAGCUCGAGGCAUUCCGGAGCGCAGCGGUGGAGGCCAUUUCUAUGGAGGCUCAGAUGCAAAUCGAGCAACAGAGGAAAAAUGCGCCUUCGCCAAAGGCUGAGAAGACCAAGCCCAAAAGACAGGUCGGCUACCGGCCAAAGCCAGCCACUGAAGGUCCGCCUGGCAUUGACGAGUGCAGAAGGAAGCUGCUCGCCUUCAAGGAGAUUGUAGAACGAGCAGAGCGCAGCAAAGACAAAGACGAGUCAGUGAGAUGGCAAGUGGGAAACUGACCACCGUAGGAGGAAGAGCAGAGCCACAGUCAGCACGGGAGAUGCUGUCCAUGCGCUGGCAUGGGUAGAUUGUGCUUGCUUCAAAGUAGGAAGCGUCCCUACUCACUGAGCGAACAGGUUUCAGUAUGCUUUGCU
Molecule: messenger RNA, 767 nt
Organism: Durusdinium trenchii
Lineage: Eukaryota; Dinophyceae; Suessiales; Symbiodiniaceae
Source: the annotation of a GenBank genome assembly